Molecule: messenger RNA, 1454 nt
Organism: Vicia villosa (hairy vetch)
Lineage: Eukaryota; Viridiplantae; Streptophyta; Magnoliopsida; Fabales; Fabaceae
Product: F-box/kelch-repeat protein At3g06240-like
Exons: 1
Coding region: 166-1236 (356 amino acids)
Molecular function (GO): protein binding
Source: RefSeq, a predicted model, not a curated record
UUUUCUAGCUUUACCAUACCAUAAACAGCCUAGUUGAAAGCCCAAUUUCUCUUUUAUCUGUAACCUAGAGGCGUUGCUAUUCAGAAAACCGGCAAUGCAGCGAUAGUGGGGUGAUUCAUUCGUUUUUCUUUUGCAACAGGUUACCAGUCGCAGAGGAGAAAGAUCAUGUAUCUUCCUCAUGAAUUGAUCAUCCAAAUCUUACUGAGAUUGCCGGUAAAGUCUCUCAUACGUUUCAAGUCUGUUUGUAAGUUGUGGUUUUCUCUUAUUUCUCAUGAUCCUCACUUUGCUAAUUCACAUUUUCAACUUAACGCCGCAACACACAAACGUAGAAUUCUGUUUAUAUCAACUUCAGCUCCUAUAACUCGCUCUAUAGAUUUAGAAGCACCGCUUCACGAUGAACCUGCUUCUACUGCACUCAGCCCUAAUUUUAUAUUUAGCCUAUCUUACCUUGAAAUCAAAGGUUCAUGUAAUGGGUUUAUAUAUUUAAACUAUUUUGGAAACAUGUGCCUAUGGAAUCCAUCCACCGGAAUUCACGUACAAAUACCGUUGUCCCCUGUUAAUUCCAGUUGUUUCGGUUAUCUGGAUGGUUUUGGGUAUGACCACUCAACAGAUGACUACUUGAUUGUUUCAAUGUGCUAUAAUCCAGCCUUACCUCAUAUUUCAUCGCAUUUACAAUUUUUCUCAUUCAGAGCUAAUACAUGGAAAAAACUUGAGGCUACUUACUUCCCUUAUAUGAAUGCCUCUCACAAUCACAGAGUAGGGUCUCUCCUUGGCGGGGUUAUGCAUUGGUUGGCUUUUCGUCGUGAUAUACCAAUGAAUGUUAUUGUUGCCUUUGAUUUAACCGAAAGGAAACUUCUAGAGAUGUCUUUGCCUGAUGAUUUUAACACUGGUCCUAGCUAUUGUGAUUUGUGGGUAUUUGGAGAAUUUCUCAGCCUAUGGUCUAUGGGGAAAGAUAUUGUUGAAAUAUGGGUUAUGAAAGAAUACAAAGUCCGUUCGUCAUGGACUAUGACACUUGUUCUUCCAAUUCAUGCCAUUCCCACUCGUUACUUUUCCCCCAUAUGCUGUACAAACAGAGGUGAUAUUAUUGGAACCUAUGGUAGUACAGGAUUGGUGAAAUAUGAUGACAAAGGGCAGUUGCUAGAGCAUCUCUCCUAUGGUGUCGCUCAAUAUGGAUCCCAAGUGGCCGUGUAUGUAGAGUCACUGCUUUCACUCCCUGUCGACAGUUUGCAUUCAUAAAAAGAAGAUACAAGCAAAAAGAAUGAGGUCGUGAAAUAUUCUCCUUCACUAUUUUCUUAUUUAUAUUGUAUUAUGAACUCUAUGGUAGCUACAAAUACUGUGUUUCAAGAAAUUUAAUUUGGAUAUGUGUUUGAGGGCAUUUGUAAUAGGAGUCAGAAUGCCACCUAAGUUAUUGGUGAAACAUUUGUAAUAUGUUUAUUGAAAAUGUUGACAGUUUA